This is a messenger RNA of Pisolithus orientalis, 1845 nucleotides long. RefSeq names its product cyclin-domain-containing protein. The transcript has 3 exons. Bases 1 to 1845 code for a protein of 614 amino acids. NCBI's taxonomy places the organism in Eukaryota, Fungi, Basidiomycota, Agaricomycetes, Boletales, Pisolithaceae. Gene Ontology annotation, molecular function: cyclin-dependent protein serine/threonine kinase regulator activity; protein kinase binding. The record is from RefSeq and is a predicted model, not a curated record. Gene Ontology annotation, biological process: regulation of cyclin-dependent protein serine/threonine kinase activity. Gene Ontology annotation, cellular component: nucleus; cyclin-dependent protein kinase holoenzyme complex.
AUGGCCACCUCGACUCUCCUACCGCUUGAUGUCUGGCGAAGGUCCUCCCAUGGCCUCAUCACCCCGCCCAUGUCCACCGCCUUCGUCUCGCUGCCCCCCAUAACUCACUUCGACCGCCGACCCACCCAGCAGUGUCUACCACCAGUCACGCCUCCGUGGACAAAGCAGCGGUAUGACGACGAGGUUGAUGUCUUUGAGCCACCGUUCCAACACAAGCCAUUCAUACCAGAUGACGCCCCUCACCUCAUCGACUGGUUCGACUCAACUCUCAAACGUCCAGCCAGCUUCAUCGCUGAGAAGACAUGUGAGAUGGUCUGCUAUCUCUGGUUCUCCUCUCCCUCUCCGUCCUCCCACUUCUCCUCGUCACAGCAAAUACCGAGUCCCCCUUACUCUCCAGAGAUACCCGCCACAACAUCGCCACUGCAACUCGCUCCAUCCGCGGCCUUUGUCCAGUUCAUGCACAAGCUACUCGAAACGACGCAAGUCAGCCAGUCUGUCAUCGUCCUCUCGCUGCAUUACAUAUGGCGUCUCAAGGAACGCAACCGUUUCACAAACGGACUACCAGGGAGCGAGUUCCGGAUAGCAGUCGCAGCACUGAUGAUGGCGAACAAAUUCCUGGACGACAACACCUACACGAACAAGACGUGGUCGGAGGUGUCCGGUAUCGAUCUCAGCGAGAUCCACAAAAUGGAGCGAGAGUUCUUGACCGCAGUCGACUUCUCGUUACAUGUAUCUGGCAAGCAAUAUGCGUCGUGGCUCAACCUACUGAAAGGCUUGGUGCUUGCAAAGGAGACGGAGAGCAGAAAGUGGCGUGGAAUACGCGCCCGCUACUCGCGACACGGUCGUCAGUCGCAACCGAUGUCGUCUGUACCCGUCGCCCGCACAUACCGAUUGAGGUGCCAGUCUUCGUCUCACCGGGCACGCUCGACUUCCCCACUGCAACUCACCAAUCCGCCCGCAUCUGCGUAUCACGUGACUCCACCCCAACACGCACCCUCGCCCAGCUCGGGCACAAAGCGUUCCGCAGCCGAUGCCUUCUCGCCGACCUCCACGUCAUUCAAGGAGUUGCCACCCCUCAAGCGUCCCACAGGCAUGACCUUGCAAAUCCCCGACACCAACUACGCCAAUUGCCAAAGUUCUGGCUCUUCGCCACUCGAUUCUCUCUACUCAUUUGCUAAAAUGACCCUGUCCUCUUCGCCGCAUGCACAGAGAGCUGCGCAGUCGCAACAGAGAUCGAAUGUGAUCGAAGGCCAUCCACAAACCCUCGUCGCCGCUUAUCGUGCGGACCGUCCUGUCAAUGUGCCCGAGAGUUUGUAUUAUUACUCCCUCGCUGGCUCAUCCAUCAACGGUGACUCAGAGCAGCCCAAGGGGAACCGCAAGGCUCGAUUGCGGUGUUUCCAGCCUGCCCCGCAACCCCCGCCAUCAUACACCGUCCAGCCACCUCCAUACGUUCCUAUGGAUGUUCAGUCGGCGUCCGUGAGUCCACACGACUCUCAUGUGACCCUGGGUGUCCGACAGCCCUCGUUGCCACACUUGCACGAUGCAAUCUGGGCCAGAAAGCUGUCUUCCACAUGUGGAACCGCACGUUCAGUUUCUGCGCAUAUGUACAUGAAGUUGUCUCCUGUGGACAGGGACCAGUCACUGCAGCUUCCGCCGUUGAGGGGGGACGGAUCUUGUGUCAUCCCUUCUGCGCCAUUUGCAAAUGCUGGUCCUCCCGGAGUACAGUUCUACACGACUGCGUCUACUCCCGCUUGCCAGCACCCACAUCCGUAUCACCAUCAAGCAUCUCACCACCGGGGCUCGCCGGUAUAUCCUUCGCCACAGACCUGGGCGUAUGCCAGAUGA